Didymosphaeria variabile is the source of this 1614-nucleotide messenger RNA. RefSeq lists its product as uncharacterized. The record is from RefSeq and is a predicted model, not a curated record. NCBI's taxonomy places the organism in Eukaryota, Fungi, Ascomycota, Dothideomycetes, Pleosporales, Didymosphaeriaceae. The transcript has 2 exons. Gene Ontology annotation, cellular component: nucleus. The coding region runs from base 1 to 1614 and encodes 537 amino acids. Gene Ontology annotation, molecular function: methyltransferase activity.
AUGGAUAUCUUCGACCACCAGUUGAGCGGUGACACAAUCGCGGCACUGAAAGUGCCUUUCGAACACGACGCCAAUUAUCGGAACAAGGCCACCACAGCUGAUGGCGAAAGGGUAAAGCCCAAUGACAGUGUCGAGUUGCGAAACGGCAGCUUGCUGCGCAUCGUUUUCAUCACCAAGGACAAUAGCGGAAAGACAUGGUUACACGGAAUUCGGCUGCUGCACAACGAAGAAAUAGACAAGAAGUACUCGGAAAAGUUAGGGCAUUACUUGAAAGCCCUACUACCAUGCGACCAGAACGAGGUGUGCGCUAUCAUAAAGACGACUACAGAUAGCGAUGCCAUCGAUGCCUUCUUAGUCAGCGAGCCGCUGAUAGAUGUUGUAUGCAAACGCCGGAUUAUUUUUACCAAUACCCUGCGUACUUGGGGCGACUCUCAAGCUGAACCCAAAAAAUCCACUGACUCCGACCGCCAUGGAACUCUUUUCUGCCGUUGGAAGCACAUUGAGAAGGCAGAUCUGGAAAAGCGCAAAGUUUCCGAGUUCAAGCUGCGGAGGCUGACCAGAUCGGAGGCUGACAUUGAAAAUGGUAUAGCACCUUUCUGGUUACUUCAUCAUCAUCGCCCCGGUCAGAACCGUUCAAGGCCCUCGGAUGUACAAUUUACGUACGGCGACAUAUGCGCUGGAGGAGGGGGUACCAGCCGCGCAGCAGAACUUGCGGGACUAAUGCAUCGCUUCCUCCUCGACAACGACACGAAUGCGUGCGAGACCUUGAGGUUGAACUUCGGACCGGAAGUCGUUAUAGAGAGCGACGUGUGCGAAUUCUGCCAGCUGAAGGAGAGUGGGCUUGUCGUUGACGUUGUCCAUUUCUCGUUCGUAUGCAAAGCACAUUCGGCUGCAAACCGCCACACCAACCCCGAACGGGAUGCCGAGCAUAUUGCCCUGGGCUACACACUAUCAGACAUCCUCAAGAUGUGCAGACCUAGAAUCGUCACCAUGGAACAGGUGCCCGGGAUAAACAAGCGCUCCGAUGAUGGACAGCAUCUCCGAUCAUAUAUCCAAGCACUCACAGAGAGCGGGUAUGAUUGCCGUUGGAAAAAGAUUAACUUUCAAGAAUAUGGCAACGCGCAAGCAAGACAGCGUAUCAUCAUCAUGGCCGCUUGUCCGGGACAAGAUCUUCCUUCAUGGCCUCGAGCAACCAACGGCAAUGGUCGACGGCUUCUAAAGCCUGUCAGGAUAAAAGAUGCAUUGCUUCUCGUUCCAGAAGUCGAUGAUCUCCCGCCGCAUAUGUUACAACACACUGCGAAGCCGGAUGCCGUACACAGUGAUCCAAGGCAGCCCCUGAAAGCCUGCAUCACGACCCGAGGCGGAGACACUGACGUCCAUCCAUACGAAAAACGCAGCUUCAACAUGGCCGAGCUCGCGGUUCUCAAUGGGUUCCCGGCCUGGCACCAGUUCCCUGCUGAGCUGGGAGUCACGGCCCUCCGCGAGCUCAUUGGCAACGCAGUCCCUGCGUUAUCUUUUAAGCUCUUCUUCGACAAGGUGGUUGAAGCGCUCAAGCAGACCGAUGAAGAAAAUGCACAAUAUGAGCAGACAGAAGGACGCGACUUCAUGGAGUAA